Molecule: messenger RNA, 3618 nt
Organism: Diabrotica balteata
Lineage: Eukaryota; Metazoa; Arthropoda; Insecta; Coleoptera; Chrysomelidae
Source: the annotation of a GenBank genome assembly
AGAUAUACAAAUAUUACUUUUUUAGAAGUUUGAUACAGUUUAAUUUGUCGCGAUUGUAGGUAUAACAGUGUAACUGUUGGUAUAAUGGGGCGCAAAUGUAAUGUAAAAGGAUGCCCGUCUGCUUCAAAUCGUUCCAAAGAUGAAGGAGUAACAUUUCAUAAGAUUCCUCCUCAUAUGGAUGUUAGACCAAAGUGGUUGUCUUUGUGUAGAAUACCUGAAGAUAAAAAGAAUAUAAAAAUACUCUAUGUAUGUUCCAGACAUUUUCUACGAGCUGAUUUUUGUAAUUUUAAAGGUAAAAAGUAUAUGCUUAAACAUGGAGUAUUGCCUAGUGUCUUUCCAUGGGAUAAAUCUAAGUUGGAAGCUAUUAAGGCAGUAGUUAAAAAUGAAAAGGUAGUUAAAAAGGAAAAAACAUCAGAAAUUAAGGAGAAACCUUCCUCCAGUAUUAAACCUGAACAAGAUGCUUUACUAGAUAAUAGGAUUCAAGAAGACAAAUCUGAUAUUAGCCAAGAGAGUGACAUAAGUGAAAAUAAAAUGAUGGACGAAAGUAUUGCAGUAAUAUCAAAACAGGGACAUAUAAAAUCUGAUACACAAUCGCCAUCAUCUACUCCAGCAACUUUAAACUUUGCAAUAAAUUCAAAUGUUGAAGCUCUAGAUUUUAAUAAUGAAUGGUAUCCAGCCAAAAUAAUAGAGACAGAUGAAGAAGAAAAGGAGGUUCUAAUUCAUUUUAUUGAUUUUCCUAGUAAACAUGAUGAGUGGAUUUCCAUGAAUAGUUCUAGAUUAAGACCUGCACAAAACAUAGACUUGAGUUUUACUACAAAUCCUCUUCCAAGCUUGGAAUCAGAUAUCAACAAAUCUUCAAUUGUAAAUACAUCUCCAGUUGUAAGUUCAAUAUCAGGUGAAGUUGAAACUUCUGUUUUAACCCCAGCUUCAGUGAUAAGUACAAUUGAAAAUGUCAGUACCUUACCUUCUACACCUACAGCUUCAGACACUGCUUCCACUGUUGGAAAUGAAACAAUUAUGAAGAAAGAAGUUGAAGUGGAAACCUACAUUAUAGGAGAGAGAUGCCUUGCUGCUUGGAGUGACUGUAGAAAAUUCCCAGCUACAGUUUCUAAAGUACUGGAAAAGGAUACUUAUGAGGUGAUCUUUGACGAUGGUUUUCCAAAAGUUUUAAAAGCCCACCGUAUGGCAAAGGCUCUCGGCAGACACCUUCAAUCUAGUCCCCUUUUUGAACCUAUAACAACUACAAAACAGGAUAGAAGGACAAAGAAACGGAAGUUAAAUGUGGCAGCUCUAUUCAAGAAAAGACGAAGGAUUGCUAGUUCAGAGGAUAAACAGAAGAGGAGUUCAGCUGCUAGUUUACCUCUCUCAGAAGAAGCUCAGGAAGCACUAAUGAGUUUACCAGCGAGAGAGCUGACUGCCGAGGAAAUUGAAAACUGGAAACCAAGUCCCGAGAAUAAGAAAUUCAGAUCAAAAACAGAAAUAGUAAAAUAUUUGGAAGAACAUCCUACUGAAGGUGUCAAUCAAAAUCUGUUUGACUUUUCCUUGGUGUUACGAAGAAAACGGAAAAAUCCUCUUUUGUCGUCUCCAUUAAAACCUGCAUCAAAAUCUCCAGAGAAAGAACCCAAAGAACCAACACCCGUUCCAAUACCAAAAGAACCCGAACCAGAACCACCAGAAGAGCCUGUUAAAGAAGAAAGUAACGCCAAUUGUUUAAAGAUCCUUUUCGAAGACAGCGCUUAUAAAUGCCCAAUAGAAGGGUGUGGCAAGAAUUUCAGACGAGAAAAUUUGGCGCAAAUGCACGUCAAACAUUACCAUCCGGAAUAUACCAAAUUUCUGGAUUCGACUCCUAAUGUUGCCGACUUGGCCUACGCUCGUACUGUCGGUGAAAAUCUCGACAGGUCUCCAGGACCUCAAAAACCACCACUAAAACCAGCUAUCAAAAUUUCAACCCCGAAAUCAUCUAAACAAAUGGCUUUUGGAGUAGAAGAAAUACCAGAAGUUAAACCUCUGGUAAAACCGAAAUUAUCGCCAAUUUCGAAAACCAAAGACCAAGAAAUCAUCAAGUUACUCAACACCAAGCCUCAUAGUCAAUCUGAGCCGGAUUUGCCGCUUAAACAGGGGCCCGAAUCUCCCACCGUUCCUCACUUCGAGCCGAGAUUGAGAGAUCUGUUGACUAAAUCCGAAACUAUUUCUAUCAAAGAAGAACCUAUUUUCAGACCGUUGCAGAAAAGUAAGCCUGGUAUUAAGACUUUACUACCUGUCCAUAGGCCACCACCUGAAUCAACGAUUGUUGAACAGCCACCUGAGGAGUACAGGCCGCCGGUGAAACGUAAAAGCGUUUACCCAGACAGCCUAGAGGUCGUUAAAGGUAUAGAUCAAACUACAGAUCUGACAUCUUUCCCUAGUAUAUUGCCUAUUACUGCUUCUUCGCCUACCGUUAGUAUCACAACGCCAUCUUUAUCUUUGCCGCCUAAAAUUUCUUCACAAGCAGUUUCUUCUCCUGUAGCUCCUACCAUUCUCACUCCACCCAUCCAACCUCCUACUCCUUCUAAUGAUAUUAUAAUUGAAGGCGGUGAAGUGAUUAAGAUCGUCAGAAUGAAGCAAGAAGAGAUCAUCAACUGCACCUGCGGUUUAGUCGAAGAAGACGGUCUUAUGAUCCAGUGCGAGCUCUGUCUUUGUUGGCAGCACGCUUAUUGCAAUAACAUCGAAAGAGAAAGUCAAGUUCCAGAAAAAUACGUGUGCUAUAUCUGUCAGAAUCCUCUUCGGGAACGACUUUCCAGGAAGUACUACCACGAUCAAGAUUGGUUGACGAAAGGGGUGCUUCCAACAGGCAGUUACCAUGCCAGAGAUGAAGAAGCUUUACACAGAAGGUUUGAAAAAUUGAAAAAGUGCCAUGAUUUGUCAGGAGCUCUGAUAGAGUUAGGCCAGUACCAUAACACCUUAAAGAUUAAGAUGAAAAUAGCAGAAACCAAAAAUCACCCCAAACACUACUUAUGGUCUAAACCAUGGCCCAAAGCUCAUUUGCCAGAAAAAUAUAAGUCCGAGUUGCAAGACAUCAAGCCCAAGAUAGAAAAUGACGAUCCGGAGUUUUUGAAAAACGAUUUCGACGAGGAAAAAGAUGCUCAGAACGAAAACUCAAUGCUGAUGAUGAUUCUGAAAGCAGGAAAAAACGUAAUGCCAAAAAUCGACCUAAACACUCUUAUGGAUAACUCUCCUAUCAUUCCACAACCCGAAGCUGUUACGGACGCUGCCGAUUGUCGCUUGAAUCUUUUGGAACAUUUAGUUCAUCAAUGUUCCCAGGUGGAAGAGAGGCUAGACGAUUUCGAAAAACAGAUAGAGUUGUUGGAGGAAGGAAUGACCGUUGAAGAAGAUCCGAAUUGUCCCAGAACGAGAAACACCAUGCAAAUGUUAAUCAGAGAUUUAGAAACCCUAAAAGAAUUUAGUCAAAGUUCUGCAAUAUAGUUUUUUUAGAGUAUUCUAUGUUAUAUUCUAGAGUAUUAUAUUCUUGUAUACCAGUUUGAAUAAUUUUGUUGUUACGAAAAUUGAUUUUUGUCAUUUUAGGUUACUAGAUGUUACACUUACGUUUUGUGAUAUAUUGAAAUAAAAUUUUUAAUACAU